UGCGAAGGGGUAGGCUGUUGUGAAGCCCAUAUUCUGCCAUAAACACCUACGAGGGAUAUUUGCAACUGUUCAGCUACAACUCGCACGCGUGGCUGGCAUGUAGCCAGCCCCAGCAGCUGUUCCUGUGUCUCCCCCUCCCAGACCCUGCCAUUGCAAAUGCUGAGACCUCUGCUACCCCAGCCCUACGCAUCAGCUGGCUGGCUGUCAGUCCAGUGGCAACUAGUGUGGCAGGCAGAGCAACGCACGGCCGGGCAGGGAUCCACAGAACAGAGCACCAUGUUCAGCAGUCUGGCGAGUUACCUACUGGGCAACCAGACCCACGAACCAGACCUCUCACCUGACGCAGUGACUGCUGAUGUUGGGCUCCGGGCAGUUGAGGGCGACGAUGAUUGGGUCCUGGUUGAGAGAACAGGUGCAGUACUCCGGAACUGUCACACUGAACGAGUGACAAGCAGAAAAGACAGCAGAUCAGAAAACUCCGAAGAGUCAAACGAGGAGUUGCCCGCCCUGGAACUCGCGAUCAGUACACUUCCUCACCCAUUCCCGCGCUCGUACCGGGCGCUCGCGGACGCUGUGGACUUCCGUUCCCUAACGAGAUCCUCCUCCUCGUCUUCUCUUCCCUCUUUAUCAUUUGAAGAGUCAUGGUUCCUGACGCCCCCUCCCUGCUUCACUUCAGAGGGGCCAAUCCACAUGGAGACUUCUCCCCUGGAGAAUCUGCUGAUAGAGCAUCCCAGUAUGUCCGUGUACCAGAACUCGUCUUCUCGCUUCUCCCUGCCCCGCGCGCGACACCGCUCUGGCUCUACUGGCACUGCCCCCGGGUCACCUGCUUCCAGUCUCUCCGGCGAUGAAGCUGACCCGCCGCGCCCUCACCUGGUUGAGGCUGAGGAGCACGUGACGGCACAAAGACACUCCAGGGUGCAAGCCACGCCAAGACAGAGGCAGACUGUGUUCUUGGAACAGCAGCAGCACGAGAAGCAGUGUCUCCAAAUCAGGUCUGCGCAGAAAUUACGGCAGCGCAGAUCCUGUCAGCUUCUGAAACGUAAUCAUUUGGAUCGUAGUAACAAGGCUCGUGAAAUAAACUCCCGAAACAAAUGUCAACGACGAUCUGACCGUAUGCAGCGUCACUCAGGAGCUAACAAUAACCGGAAGUGCUAGCUUUAAUCAAACUCACACUGAUCUCAGGACACAGGGUGUUCUAUUUCUUAGAAGGACAUCAAGAAGGGAAGAAAAGACCCAUGUAUCAUAUUCAUAAUGUACUGCAGCCUGCAUCUACCACACAAUAUGUGUUCACAGAGCCAUCACCUACAUUGGUCUCCUAACAUUGGAACAUCAUACUGAUGGCCAGAUCUGUCCACAUACAAACCCUCCGCAAACACAUCAGCAUAUGAGGCAUGAAUGUGCCUCGGGAAAGUUGAAAAUCAUGUACAAAAUUCUCCAUGAGUACAUACUUAAAAUUAGUUUUCCUGGCAGCUGUUAAUAAUUAAUUUACAUUAAUUAUAAAGGAUUCUGAUGAUGGUAAAUUACAAUUAGGGUUGCUGAGGGCUUUUGACCUUGUCCACGUCCAGUAUUCUGAACAUAACAUAAAGUUUCGGAGAUGAAAAGGUGGACUCUUAUUCAGCUGGAUUGAUUAUGAAGAUCCAGAACAAUUCAAGCAGUAUAGAGACUGGAUGACUGAGGAAUCCCAGUUCAAUUCUGAGCAGGGGCAAGGGAUAUUUGCCUAUGUAACAGCAUUCAGACAGGCUCUGGGACCCAGCACCAUAUCCGAGGGGUACUGGGUAAGCAGACGGUGUGCUGACCAUUCACUACCAACUAGUGCCAAGGUUAAGAAUGCAUGCAUUCCCCCAUAUACCUUCAGGGCAUGGUGCUAUAUUAUGCACAGUAGUAACUUCACGUUAUCACUUGAAAGGCGCUAAUCUGAAUCACUAGAUCAUUCAUCAGUCAAACUGAGUAGGUACCUAUACACCUUUUUGCCUAAGGACAGAAACUUGUUCUGUUCAGGACACUGAACAAUAAGCAAUGCCCAGAAAACCCGUUAUCCAAACUGUAUUUUAAUUACUAUGUAAAAAGUUCAAUGAAUUGGAAUUCUGUCACUGCAUUCACAAUUUCAGGCUUGCACUAGAACUCAAGCACAUUUUACUGGGAUGUUCUUACAUGAAGACCUUUUCUUUGUUCUUAUAAACCCACAACCAUGUUACACGGAGUGCCAAGUUAAAAUCAGAAUUCCGAGUACUUUACUGGGGUCACAGAAACAAGUCCCAUACAUGGUUGGGGUGGUCAUGAUCAAGACUUCCCUUUCUUUGCCUGUUUGUGUUGUAGUCCCCUUCAUCCAGCCCAAAAUGUUCAUUGGUUGUGAUGGUUAUCAUGUAGUUAUCACUACCAACAUUUCCAACUGGAGGGGUGAGCAUGACAUACCGAAAGAGAUAGGUUAAUUCACAAAACAUCUUUCCAUAGACUCAGAAUGAUAAAUUUGCUCAGAUGUGCUCUGGAUCAAAACUUCUCAAAUUUUGAAAACUGAAAACACCAGUUAACUCUCUUGAGAAUAACUCUCCGAAAAGAAACUUUUGUGACCUUAUUCAGUUUCCCCUCAAAACAAAACAGACAUGUGAUAAUUACUUAUGUGAACAGAUACAUCUAUUAAAUAGGCCCACUACUAAGUAUUCUGUUAUUUUAAGUCUUUCAAAAUAAUAAAUCAAAGUUGAACAUUGUUCUCCACAUGUGAGAGCUGCAGCGGUGUUUUCAAGUGCCUGGGGAUGUCUUAGGGUUCACUAAAUCGUCAAAUCUUAAUAAAAACAAAAAAUGUAUGGGGAAAUAUGUGCAUGGGUAACCCAAAAAUAAUCUUUAGCUUGAUAGCACUGGAAGAAGGUUGUUCAUGUAUCACCGCUCUCCUUCAUAUGCACAAUGUUCAUCGUUCUUUCUCUUAACCUAGCAUUAGAACUAAUUAUAUAAGUGCAGUAUGUAUAUACAUAUAUAUAUAUAUUAUUUAAAUAUUUAAAAUAUAAAUCUUGAGUCCUGAUGUAUUUAUAAUCUAUUAUUUUAAUUUUUAUAUAAUGUCUUAUGUUGUAAAUGAUGCAAUAAAUAUGUUUAAUAAGAUACAAUUCUUGCAGAUAAGCUUAGAGCAAAUGAUAAAUUUCUGUGGUUGAUCCCCAAUUUAUAGUUGAUAGAUUAAUGGCAGUAAUUUAAUUUUGUGUGAAAGAAUCUGGCCUUAAUAAGUAACAGUAAUAACAAUAAUAAUGAUGAUACCAAGUACUGCCUUUCCUUGCUCCUAAAUUGCUGACAGUGUUCCUAUCAUAUACCACUAGACAUUCAUACUGCCAUAAUUUGAGAGUGAUAUUACAAAUGUUUAUACUUCUUUAGUCUUUCAUAAAUAGAUCAACCUUAGGCAAGACAUGGUAUGAGCACCACCAUUUAACUUUUAUUAUUUAGAUUCAAUAUUCAUUUUGAAAACUUCUAUGGCCAAUUCAGAUCUUAAACAACAAUUGUUUUUUUUUAAACUAACACAUCCUAUGCAGUUUUAAAGAUAACAGCUUGAAAUAAAACGUGUUUUGUAUGUGAA
Molecule: messenger RNA, 3553 nt
Organism: Cryptotermes secundus
Lineage: Eukaryota; Metazoa; Arthropoda; Insecta; Blattodea; Kalotermitidae
Gene: TP53INP
Product: tumor protein p53-inducible nuclear protein 1
Exons: 5
Coding region: 157-1155 (332 amino acids)
Biological process (GO): positive regulation of DNA-templated transcription; autophagosome assembly
Cellular component (GO): nucleus; autophagosome
Source: RefSeq, a predicted model, not a curated record